AUGUCGGUGCACAGGGCACUGCUGUGGCUGGUCAUUGUCAUUUGCACCAAGCAGAAGGUUGAAAGUCGAAGCAAAACAUCAUCUCCGGCCGCCCCUUCGAAGGGCAAGGGCGGCAAAGGAAAGGCCGGCAAAGCAACUCUAACGAGCAGUUCGACCAAGAUUGAGCUGCAUCUCAGCGCCACAGAGAGCGCUUCGGAGGUUCUUUACGUGGAAGCUUGGGGGGUUGAAACUUUGCCGUGGUCGCUGCCGCCCAAGACACAUCCACUGGUGCCGUUGGUGUCCUUGUCGCGCGUGCGUGAUCGGCAGCAGAUUUGUGUGGCGGCUGUGGUGGUGGAGAAUCCAGGUAGCUCGGAAAGAUUGACCAGCAACGGGACGGCGUCGGUGUGCAAUGCCACCAUACAAGAAGGGAUGACGAGAGUGCGAUGUGCUUUCUGGAGAGAUAUGGCUGACAAGCUGGCGUCCGUUGCUGUCAAUACGUGCAUUUUGUUGUACCAGGUGCUUGUCUCGAAGAAGCCUGGAGAUACUGCAUCAUGGGAACUCGGCUUGGGUGACAAAGAUGAUUGCCGCAUGUUGACAAACAUUCCGGUCAAAGACUACAAGAACUGCCCUGCUGUUGCAACCUCUCUGGGUUGCCUCAUUGGUGUGAUCGUGCCUGGAUCUCUACGAAAGGUCGACACCGUUUUCGAAGUCAUUGGCUUGCAGGUGAUGGGCAUCACGUCUGUGCGGAGCGAGACGGAUGAGUGGCUGUUGGUGAGUUGCUGUACGUGCAAGCGAGCAACCGAGCGACGCCUCGCUGUUCGCUUGACUUUGGCAGAUUCGAACGCCCAGUGCAGCGUGGUGGUUUACCACGAUGCGCUUUUGUCUACCGCCAAGCAGUUGAGCGUGGCUUUGGGUGAACCUCUGCAGGACACGACCUUUCGUGACAACGAAUACCAAGAGGUGAUGGAACUUGAUCUCCGCUACAUGGAGCCUUGUUUGGUGGCCGGUGGCAACUUUGUUCCUGACUCUUCUGAAAAAACUGCAGCGCAAGGAUGUCCGGUGGUGGCUCUUCGUGAUGUGACAGAGGAAAAGGACCUUGGGAUGUUUGCUUUUGGCCAGAUCGAUGCCAACACGCUACGUGCUUUGGUGGCGUUCAAUGAUGUGAAUCUCGAAGAUGAUGAGGUUUUGCAACAAGACCCCAACACGGCGUCGGCCAUCCGUGUCAAGCGAUCGGUCGAUUGUGUGUUGUCCGAGAACGCGGGGGGGACAGAGGCCGUGCCCCAUCGAGUCAAGCUACGUUGUGCCGGUCCUGCUUCGGCGGUCAACUGGAUGCUCCGAGCCCAGCCUGGUCAAGUCUUUCAAGUCGUGCUUGGUCAGACGGAGAGUCUGGUUGAAUAUUCGGUCUUGUGGCAUGUGCCGGUCGCAGCGGAACGGGUGCCGGCUGCAACGAGCUUUUGGAAGCACAUCAGCAUCACUGAAUCUCAGGAGGACGGUUUCAAGUUUGACAAGGAUUGGAGCACUCCGUUGAAACGCCUUCGUGGCAUGAGAGACGGCUUACCGCAAGAGGAACGUGACAGCGCCGCUUGGCUAGGAGACGCGUUCAUGGCUUCUUGA
Molecule: messenger RNA, 1593 nt
Organism: Cladocopium goreaui
Lineage: Eukaryota; Dinophyceae; Suessiales; Symbiodiniaceae
Source: the annotation of a GenBank genome assembly